UGCAUUGCCCGAUGUGAGCCAUGAUUUACUAGGCUUAUAAAGGCGUUUGCCGUCGCUCCGGCAAUGCUUGUUUUUUUCUGGUUAUGGGUUCCAGAUUCACGUCUCUCCCUCAGAAGAGGCCCGGUAAUUGUGCUUCGAGGACCUCUCCGCUGCUCUAUACUCUACACCCUUAGCACUGGUCAAUUAAUCCACCCAACGUCACCAUGACCUUGAACUCCAUAUGCCUCAAGGUCUCCGUCGGCCUCCUAAUGGUUGUCUCCAUAAUCGAGCUCUCCCUCAUCUCCGCCACUGUCGGCUUCCUCUCACAACGUGCCAAGGGCACAUUCGACGUUGUAUCUGGUGACUCGACAUACCCCAUCUCAGGCGAGCCCGCAAACCUCAUCGUCGACCAGGGCCAUACCAGUAACGGUGCCUCGGGAACGGCCUUCAUCAUCAUCGGCUGCUGCGGAUUUCUCGCCCUCUGGCUACGCGACCGCCCGGCAUACCACGCCAAAUCCUUCGCUGGCAUCUUCAGCCGGGGCUGGUACAGACUGUGGCUUGGGCUCAACGUCCCUGCGCUCUUGUUGACGCUGGGAGCUCUAGCGUUCACCUUUGCCGUAGCUAAUGCCCAUGACGGUCAGAGGAUCGAUCUCGGGGUGGCAAGAGGGCUGAACGGCGAGGCCUACUCGCCAGAAACUUGGACGCCGCAGAAUUGGUUCGACGCGCUGCUGAAGCUGGACCUCGCGAGCCACACCGACAGGAAUGACAUCCAGCGGGUGUACAGGAUCGCUAGGGGCUGGCAGUAUAAUCUGAUCCCCUUCUUCAUUGUGCAGCUUGCGCAGACGGUGCUGGCUUUGUUGGAAGCAUCGAGAAAGAGGAAGGCCGAGAGGCAGUACGGCCACGAUGGUGCUAAGAACGAUCUUGGGUAUGCCGGCAAAUGAAUGGGCUUGCAUAUUUUCCUCAGCUCAGGCUUAUAUAACUUCUUUGGCGAGGUUUUCCACCAGAGGGUACAGAGUUGUUGGCCACUCAUCUCAUUUGCCUCGUGGUUAUAUUUCCAUGUAUCAGCGUCAGACGCACUUGUGUGCAUCGCUCUGGUCAUAGAUAACUACAUGAAAGACAAUAUGAUAAAAUGCCGUGACCUGUUCCGGCAGGAUGAGUGGAUCUUGGUAUCCUCCAGGGCUAGUAUUUCUGCCUUGUGCAUAGACACACAUACCUAAGUAUGUACUGCAUCCGCAUAUGUACAACUGUUACACCG
This is a messenger RNA of Diaporthe batatas, 1234 nucleotides long. RefSeq lists its product as uncharacterized. The transcript has a single exon. Lineage: Eukaryota; Fungi; Ascomycota; Sordariomycetes; Diaporthales; Diaporthaceae. The record is from RefSeq and is a predicted model, not a curated record. Bases 204 to 920 code for a protein of 238 amino acids.